Molecule: messenger RNA, 976 nt
Organism: Raphanus sativus (radish)
Lineage: Eukaryota; Viridiplantae; Streptophyta; Magnoliopsida; Brassicales; Brassicaceae
Product: protein RER1B
Exons: 4
Coding region: 177-743 (188 amino acids)
Biological process (GO): retrograde vesicle-mediated transport, Golgi to endoplasmic reticulum; protein retention in ER lumen
Cellular component (GO): Golgi membrane
Source: RefSeq, a predicted model, not a curated record
UAUGUAAAACCUACGAGCAAAACUAAAAAUAAAAGAAAAACAAUUCUUUGUGAGAUAUUCUUCUUCGCGUUGGUGUUCCUUAAGCUCAGAAUCAGAUCCGCUUGCUUCGCCGACGAGGUGACGCAGAGAAGCUCUCCUUCAUUGUUAUCCAGCUUCCGUUUUUCAAAAGAAUCACAAUGGACGGUGGUGACGUGGCCACGCCUGUACAAAAGAAGGCACACGAGGCAUGGAGAGUUUACAAAUACUACCUCGACAAGACCACACCUCACUCAACCUACAGGUGGAUUGGCACAUUCGUUGUCUUUCUCAUCUACUGCUUGAGAGUUUUCUCCAUUCACGGUUUCUACAUCAUCUCCUACGGUCUCGGCAUCUACCUCCUCAACCUCCUCAUCGGCUUCUUGUCUCCCCUCGUUGACCCCGAGCUCGACGCUGCCUCUGAUGGUGGUGGUGCUUCUCUCCCUACUCGUGGCUCUGAUGAGUUCAAGCCUUUUAUCCGCCGACUCCCUGAGUUCAAGUUCUGGUACUCCAUGACGAAAGCAUUCUGCAUUGCCUUUCUCAUGACGUUCUUCUCGGUUUUUGAUGUUCCCGUCUUCUGGCCUAUACUGCUUUGCUACUGGAUCGUUCUCUUUGUCCUCACCAUGAGACGCCAGAUCUCCCACAUGAUCAAGCACAAGUACAUUCCUUUCAGCAUCGGUAAACAGAAAUAUAGCGGUCGGAGAUCUGCUGGCUCUCGUGCUGAUUGAUUGAUCCAGAAGAACGAGAAAAAAAGGGAGAUAGGGUUCAAAAACCAAUUUGGAGUGUUUUUUGUAGUGUGAUGAAUUGAAUCAAAUUCCCUAUCAGCUACCUAUUGGCAACAAGGGUGUGAUUAGUUUAAUCUGUUAUAUGUUGCAAGAAAAAUGUUCUUUGUUAGUUCCCCUUUAAUCCUAAGUACUUCUGUAAAUAUGGAUUUACUUUUAUUUCGAAACACAUUCAUUCC